AGAUUUGAGAUGCCAUUUUACUUAAGUUUAGGCGGCAUAUAAGUGAUUGGGUGCAGUUUGUUUCUUUUGUUUAUACAUAAUGCUUGUUAAUUUAGCAAAUAUUUAUGCUGAGCUAAUGCGUAAAUAUGGCGAUAGUCAUACUAUCACUUACAGUGCGCCGCCAAGUUAUUUAACUCGAUUAGUUGGCGCACGCGAAUCAGAAAAAAAAAUAGUUCUUGUCUAUAAGGAGGAUCGCAGUGGGAGCAUUACGACAACCACGCCAGCCAAGUUGCUGGUAAAACCGGAGCGUAGGUCAUCCAACACAGAUUUGGAUUUAACUGGUAGUCCGCUAAAAGACGAUUGUAUUGUGGAUGCUAUUGCUGAUCUCUCGUUGGAUCUGCAAAUAGUCAAUAGGAAUCCUUGGAAACAGGAUGAAGAAUAUCAUCGAGGCGUGCCUGCUGAUAAAGCGCGUGCCAUCAUCUGCACUGAAUCGUUUCAGCAGGCCGACGGACAGGGCUCCGUUUGGUUUCUGUGCGAUGGCAGCGACUUCGGUCACACGCUACUGCUGCAAUACGAAUACCAUCCAACGCAUUUCUCGCGAGGCAUAGUCACCUAUUCGGGCGUGGUGCCUGCCUAUAUGGUGACAUCCCAGUCGCUGGUGCGAGAGCAUGGCAUGAGCGCAGGCGCACAACUGGAGACAUACAUUGAGAACAGCUAUCAGAUUAAUCCGCACAUGUCGUUACUCUGCAGCUGGUCGACGCCUGCUCCGCUGCCGUUGCUCAUUAAUCUGAGCGGAUGCAAUGUAUUAUUGAGUCAAGCAUUUCGCGUGGGAGAUUGCAGCCCACUAACGGAGGACUUUAUGAACCAGAUUCGCAUACUGGCCUACAUACGCGAGGACAUCGUUAGCUGUCACAGAGAUGAGCAGGCGGGUGUGCAUCGAGAACCGAUCUAUCGUUGUGGCAGCGGCAUUGAUAUGGACGAGCUGCGCGAAUCCAUUAACAAGACAAUGACUGAGGUUUCGGGCUUUACGGACGUCUUUGCGGAUGGCCAUGCGGAAUAUGACAUUGAGGAGGUGGUGCAGCGUGCCAAACACCGCAGCCUCAUGGAUCUAACCGACAAGCUGUGGGAGUUGCUCAAAUCUUGCUCUUGCUAUAAGGAUCUAAAAGUUGCCUUCAACAUGCUCUUUCAAUGCGCUGUGCGGUGCAACAUUGUGAACACGCCCACAAAUAAAAAUCGUUUGGCCGAAAUCAUUUCGAAUUUGGCUAACAGUCGCUUGGCCAUGCCCUGUCUGAGCGGUACGGAACCUUUGGAAUUGCUGCUGGAGAUUGGCUUGGAGAAGGUCCACAAGGACUACGAGUUUAUCUUUACGGAGAGCAAAAUGUGCAGUAUUAGCUUAUUAAAAGGUAGCAGUGAAUCGGGCAAUUCCGAUGUCAACGAUGGCUCCUCUACGAAUGAUCUGUCCAAGCUGCGCAAAUCGCUGCAUAAUGCAAUGAGAGGCGAUGCUCCUGGUGGUGGUGGCAUACGCAAGACCCUUCUACAUAACACCGCUGGCAGCAAACAAACGGUCUCCAAUUAUCAGAAUGACGAUGAGUCUGGAUUCAAGAACAGUAACUUCAAUGAGCGGGAGAGCAUGCUACAAUUAUCCAAGCUAUUUCAAAUACACUGCACGUUGGAGCAUCUGUUAAUGAUACAUGUCAAUAUGAAUUUACCCAAUGUUUACGCUGACGUCUGCACUCAGUUGUUGAACAAGCAGCCGCGUCUGGUGGAGAGCAUUGAUGAUAAUUUGAACGAUGUGGUCGACAUUCAGAUAUCUGCGCAUUAUGUGCGCGAGCACUUGGAUGGCAAGGAUCCACAUACACGUCGAAUAACAAUGAAGUCAGAGAACAAAUAUAGGAAAAACACAACCACAUUCUACUUUAAUUUUGAAAACAUUUGUCCGCCUGAGCUGGCGAAGUGCUUUCAGUGCGAUGAUAAGGAGCUGGUCAAGGAGCGCACCUAUCAUUGCUGGCUGUACCGUAAAAUUCGCACGCUAAAAUAGAAACUCCAAUUUUUUUUAUGUAUUUAUUAAAUGAUUUAAUCUGUAUUUAAUUUUAAAUAUUUGUCGCUUAACCUUACAACCUGCUUAUCGCACCACAAAGGGCGCUACCCGAAAUCAUGUCGUCAAGAAUCCAAACAAGUUUUAAUCUAUGCAAUUGUCUUGGAUUGCUCAAGGCUUGAAAUCUAUUUAUUUCAAAUGCUAAUAGUAAACACAAUUAGCGUUCGUUUUGCUGGGCAUAUUCUAAACAAAGUGCAAACAUGGCGAGGAAAUGAGCAUAUUUGCAAUCAAGCGUAAAGUAAUGCUAUAAAUCGGCCCAAACGUGUGCCCAAUGGCCGGCUCAUGUGCAGCUGGCGCCAUGACGAACAGCCCCCAAAAAUGUUACAAUCCAAUUAGUGCAGUGCACCAAUUGUCUCCA
Messenger RNA from Drosophila hydei, 2432 nucleotides. It is a transcript of the gene Zwilch, whose product is annotated as protein zwilch. The coding region runs from base 80 to 2017 and encodes 645 amino acids. The transcript is spliced from 5 exons. Gene Ontology annotation, biological process: protein localization to kinetochore; mitotic spindle assembly checkpoint signaling. Gene Ontology annotation, cellular component: RZZ complex. Lineage: Eukaryota; Metazoa; Arthropoda; Insecta; Diptera; Drosophilidae. The record is from RefSeq and is a predicted model, not a curated record.